AUGAGUCGACUUUCAGCUCUUGUCUGGUACUGGUCGCUAGUGAUUUUACCGUUUUCAACUGUGAUCACAUUCAUCAUAACAUUGAUAGUAUGUGGACAAGUACUAAAGAAUAGUGGAUCUGAAUUCGUAUUGCCAUACAUUUCGCAAUUAGGAAUCGGUCCUGCUUAUCCUUAUUUUGUAGCUGGUUUUGUUUUAUUAUGUUUACAAAUGUUAUUCAUUAUUUUCGGUCGAUUACAAUAUCUUUUUCAAUCGCAGUCCGUUGUCAGUUACGUUAGUCUAUGCUUUAUCCAUGCUGUAGCUGUCAUCUCUGGCAUAUUGCUACUUAUUAUGUCUGUCAUCAGUUUAGAACAUAACGCUUAUCUACAUAUCAUCGCUGCUUUUGGAAUGUUUAUAUGUAUAUCUCUGUAUUGUUUACUGAACAGUAUUCUUUCUUUCUAUCUCUAUUCUCGACGCUCUGUUGCUCCACUACACGCCAGUAUUCUUUGGCCGCUGUGGUAUCUUCUUUGCGGUGUAUUGCUCAGCAUUUUUGCUGCUAUGUGGAUGUCAGGAGGUGGCGUUGUUCCACAGUAUAUCGCUGCUGGUAUGCCUUUUCUAUAUAAUCUUGGCUUCGUGCCUCAGUUCUUAACGCAAGCAAGAAGUAAACAACAAAAUACUUUGUCGUUUACUCCAGUUCAUCGAACGAAUGAUAUGGAUUUAUAG
Molecule: messenger RNA, 699 nt
Organism: Adineta ricciae
Lineage: Eukaryota; Metazoa; Rotifera; Eurotatoria; Adinetida; Adinetidae
Source: the annotation of a GenBank genome assembly